AUGUCGGAAUGGUUUGGCGUUUCGACCGGUGUUCAGUCUAAUCACCCUUCUACUCUGAACUCCCUUCCAAAUACGAUUGUAGCUGAUGAAGCAGAAGCCAAUGUGGAUUCAUAUGGUCUUGAAGUUCUGUUCAACGAGAAUUUCACAGACUGGACUACCAUGGCACCGUCACAUGAAUCGGCCGAGGAAAUAUUGUAUGCCGCUGAAACUGGAAACUUUCAGAAUCCGGCUGAUUUCUUCAGGGUGGGUUAAUGAUUUUUGAUUUUUAGUUUAAAAUUUAAAUUAAAAUUUGUUUAAAUUCUUAUUUUUAUAAGUAAAAGUACUAUGACUUUAUAAAGUGAGCAGAAAAAAUGUUUGGUAGAGCACCAACUAAGUUUUGCCGUUGAUUUGCAUUGGUUUAUACUUUCCAAAGCGACAAGACUUUUUUGUACUUUUUGUGUUACGGGUUCUAGUGCUAUACUUUAAUGGUACAGAUAUAGUAUUCUAAGUUCAAGAAAACUAUUAACGUAUUUUACUAUAGAUUUUGAAAAAACUUGAACUUUUUAAUUUUUAGGUAUGAAAGUGUUUUAGAAGAUAUUUUUUGCAAAAAGUUAUUUGCGUACUCUCAAAGCUACCUGAUACGUGUACCAUUUUUACUAUGUAAUUAUAAUAGAGUUCAAACAUGGGCGUAAUGACUAGGUUCAACAAGGAGAAACGUAUAAAAGCUACCAUAGAAUGAGAAGUGUAUUUAAAAAUACAUGUAGUUUCAAUUACUAUUAAAAUAAAAUUAAUUGAAGUGACGUAGUUGAUUAGUAAUAGUACUUGGCUCAGUACUGUAUUAUGAACGUAUUUUUUACAAGUACAUAAUAUAUUAUACUGUUAUGGUUAGUGCUGAGCCGGGUAAUUGAAGGACUUGAGAGUGGACGCGGAGGGGGAGUUCUCAUAUCUUUGCGUGAGGCUUAGAAUUGAAAAAUGCCCUCUAGGCUUGGGGCUGGGCUAGGCCGACGCAAAAUUCAUAGGUAAGCCCUAGAGCCAAGGCUUAGACAAAGAGCUGCUUCACAGACCGGGCCGAAAAAUAGGGUUUGGUCUGUUUAUAGAGUUAAAAAGAAGUAGGGAGAAUAAUUUUUACAAAAAUAUGUUUUACAAAAGUUGCGCUGUAAACUCUUACUUUAUUUUGCUUUUUUACUCCUUCUUUUGUGAAUAAAAAUCUAAAACCAGUGGCAACACGGAAACUUGGUUUGUCCUAUUUCGGCCAAACUUGAUUACAUUGUUUUGUCUACUCUUCCUAGAGUAUAGUACUCAAUCAAUCACUAAUCGGUUGUAAACAUCCUUGAGGACAAAGGCUUUUGCAUAGUAAAGGGUAAAUAUUUUUAAAAGUUUAUUUUGGAAUCGCAAUGCGAGGUACAAUAUUUAAAGUAGGGUAUUUUUAAUUUAGUAUUUCAUUCAAUUUUGGGGCUAGGACUAUGCUUAAGGGGAGGGCUAGGGCUAAAGAUCGGGCUAAGAGAUAUUACUAUGGCAAAAAAGUUUUGUCGUUUUUGACUGUAUAAAUUAGCUUAAUUUGGCGACAAGACUUUUUUCAGGUACUAAGAAAAAUAGUAUUUUACCUGUAGUUUCCCAACACCUCUAACGUACCAUGUGUUGUUUUCAAGUACUUCCUUUUACACUAGCACAUAAAGCCUUGUAAAGAAAGUGUUUUUCCCCAAUUUUGAUUAAUUUUGCAUACGAGAAAAGGGAGAACUAAAAAUUUAUGACAUUUGCCGGACGACAACAUCAUUUUAAAGAAUUUUUUGGGUCGAAAAUUACCCGAAUUACGCGUUUUUUGCAAUUUUUCGUUUGACGAUUGUACCAACAAGUCCAUUAUUUAAAGUUGGUCAUGAUAAACACGAGAUAACUGUGCUUGAGUACGUAUUUGUACAUAGAGUAGGGAAGAGUAGGGUAGGGUAAGUUAAGGCAGGGUAGGAUAAAAAACUGUGAAGUAGGGGGACGCAAGGUAGGGUAAGGCAGAUCAGAGUAUAGUAGGAUAAGGCAGGCUAGAAUAGGGUAGGGUAUAUGAGAUUAGGUUGAUGUAGGACAAGGUAGAGUGCAGUAAUGUACGGUAGAAUAGGGUAAUAUAGAGUAUGAUAAGAUAGGGUAUGGCAGGGUAGGGUAUAUUAAAAAUAGGGCGACAUAGGAAAGGGCAAGGCAAGGCAAGGCAAGGCAAGGCAAGGCAAGGCAAGGCAAGGCAAGGCAAGGCAAGGCAAGGCAAGGCAAGGCAAGGCAAGGCAAGGCAAGGCAAGGCAAGGCAAGGCAAGGCGCAGAGUAGGUUUGGGAAGGCAGUAGCUUCUUCUAGCAAAGUUAGUACUAUUAAUUACUCGUUUUGAGUUAUUUUCUUUGCACUAUACCUUUUUGAGACAAUCUUAUCGGAUAUUCGGAUAUUAAACUUUCAAAGAACAUUUUUGAGAGCACUUUUCGGCUCAAUAUUAUAAAGUUUGGCACAAAUUUGAAAACGAAAAUUAAAUAUUUUUACGUGAAAAAAUAUGUUUGUGCUUACAUGUUUGUACUUGUAAAUAUUAAUUAAUAUUUUGAUAUUACACUGAAGUUUUGAAGAGAACAACAUGUAUGUGCUUGGAUGUUGCAUAUAGUUGGGUAUUAUUGUCAUUUUUGUCACCUUCUGGUACAAUUUUAAAAUUUUUAGGUAAAAGGAAGAAGGGGGGGGGUGUGUUGUCAACUAAAUUUGACCUUUUUUCAUGUAAUAUUCGAAAGGUUAAACUAAAAUUUUCUAAAUUUACUUAUUGAAAUUACAAGGUAUGGCCAAGUGUAAUUCCUUGUGCGAUAAUUAUACUUUCAAUGAAUUUAAUUAUAAUCUAUAACUUUACUUUUCUUAAAUUUUCUUGUGCUUUGAAUUUAGUAUUCAUACGAUUUGUACCUUACAUACAUGCUCUCUACUAUAAUAUCAUAGUUAUGACUUAUUGGUUUGUAACGUGUUUGAUAGGAUAUGCGUGAGAUAGGAAGUGAAAACGUUAAUAUCUAAACUGAUUUUUGUUUCAAAGUAGUGUAAAGUAGUGUAAGGUAGGGCAAGGCAAGGGUUGAGGCUAGGGAUGAGUCUAGGGCUUGGGCUAGAGCUAGAGCUAAAACUAGAGUUAGAGCUAGAGCUAGAGCUGGAGCUAGAGCUCUUGGCCAGGGCUCUGGGCUAGGGCUCUGGGAAAAGGCUCUGUGCUAGGGCAGGGUUUUAAUUAAAAAAAAAGUUAAAAUAUAUUAAAAAAAUUUUUUUUUGUUUAUUUUACCUACUACAAUAUAACAAACGUCUACGUUUUCAGGACAUAUUGGCUUCUCGAAACAUGACAUCGCUUGACUUCCAGAACAUUAAUUAUUCACAUUACCCAAUAUCGCCGCCAAAUUAUGUAAGAUUCGCUAAAUUGUUUAUGUCUGUAAUGUCUGGUUAGAAAGCAAUAUUAAAUUUGACACGGCUUGUUAUAGUACAAGAGUUAUACCUUAGUAAAAACGAUAAAUUUACAUAUAAUAGUCAAAAUUUCAGAUUUUUUACGUUUUAUUAAUAAAAUUUUGCGAAUUAGCAUAUCUUUUCGUAUUUUACGCUAAUUUCUCCAAAUUUUUCAGCCAAUGUUAAUAUCAGUCAAUAUAUGCAACACUCUCGGCUUACUCUGUAUAUUUCUCAACUGUUUUGUAGUAUAUGCUUUACUGCGUAACAGAAGAAGAGUAUUGGCCAAUGUUUUCUAUGUACUUGUCCUACAUUGUGCUUUCGUGGAUCUUAUACGAGGUACUUGCUUGGUGGCAUGGGGAAUGCCAAAUCUUUUGAUCAAUCAGCUAAAUACUGUUCAGGAUCGGUUGUUAUUGCUUAAGGUAGGUUUUUGAAGGUUGGAGAGAUGAAAAAUGUUAUGUUAUGGCAAGGGUUUAAUAAGAAACUUACAAAAACAAGGGGUAGAUUUUUCAAAAUUUUUAGUAGUUGGGGUGGGGCGAGGUCGAAAAAAAUGAAGAAAAAUUUUAAAAUUUUAAAAAUAAGCUUAAGUUCAAUUUUUUUUAAAUUUUCAAGCGGCUUUGAACGAAUUGUAAUAAGAUGAGGCAGCCGGAUGUCACUUUUGAUAAUUUUUUAAUUUUUUUAAAUUAAAAAAAAAAUUUUGCAGAUAAAUCAAUUCACGUUGAUCGUGCUACGAUCAUGUAACUUCUUAACAAUCUUCAAUUUGCUAGUUUUUACUACAAACGAGUUCAUUGUCAUCAAGUUUCCAUUACAUUAUCGAAGGUACUUCAGAAGAAGGACUGUGUUGGUUAUAUUGGCUUGCAGGUAGGUUUUUUAUUUUUAAAAUUUAUUCGAAAAAUUGUUUUUUUAAUUUUUUUGCAUGUUUUAGUUUUUGGAUUUUUAAAGGUGGAAUUAAAAAAAAAACUUUGCAUUAGCCAUAUAUUAGGUUGUUCAAAUAAUUCUGCACCUCCUUUAAAAUCAAAUUUUUGAAAUUAUGGGACCCAGAAUUAUUUGAAUAGUCUAACCUUAGGUUGUUCAAAAAAUUCUGAGCUUUUUGUAAAAGCAAAUUUUUGUGGUUAAGUGACUCAAAAUAGUUUUAAAUCAGCUUAUAAGGCAAGAAGUGCCAUAGUAUAAACUAUAGUAUAAGAGAAGUUGUAAACUACGCGACGUCAACUGCUAAAAUAAGAGUAAUAUUUUAAUUUAAAAUGCCAUUUUAGUUGGAUAAUAUCAGUAUUCUUUGGAGUUGGAAGCGUUUUCUCCAACUUUUUCCCAAGUGCUCAUUCUGUACUCGUACUAACGAAUGGUACUGCUUACCUUCGUGGGAAGUCAUGUAAGUAUUUUUUUUUAUAAAACGCAUGUAAUUUCAAUGUUAUGAUUUUACUUGUAUUUGAUGGUUGAGCUAGUAAAUAAACUGUAAACUGUAAACCGACAAAUCGUAUUUUUCAUUACAAUUAUAUAAAAUGACAAAGUUUAGCCAUUAAAAACUGGUAUCGAUUUGCCAAGCUUUUUCUGGCCUUUUUGCGACAUUUUUUGAUUUUCUUUAAACUUAUUGACCGGUAUGAAAAUUUAUAUGUUAAGUAUACAAAGCCGAUGAUUUUUUACAUCUGAUUUUACAAAAAGUGCCGUUUUAGAUUCACGAGGGCCAGGACUAACGAGACGAGAAAUGGACGGAGUAUCGAUCAACGUGAUAUGCAUGUUGAUGAUCUUUGUCUUGUGUUAUCUCUGCUUGAUCAUUGUUUUGGUGAGUGAAACUUUGUUUUAUUUAAAAUUGAGUUAAUUUUUAUUUUAUUUUUUAAAAAAAAAAUUUUUUUAAAUUUUAAUUUUUGCAUUGUGCAGUUUAAUUUUCUUGAGAAAAAACUAGAUUUUUUUUAGAAAAAAGUCAUUUUAAGGGACAGGAGUAAAGGUAAAAUAGAAAAAUUUUGGCCGAUACUAUUUUUUGGUCUUUCAGUACACUUCAAAUAAAAAAAUUCUAAAAUUUUCAACUUUAAGAUUUGUUACGGCACAAUUCUCCGAACAAUUCGUCAAUUCCACUCUGGUGACAAAAAGGGUCGAUUUAACAAUGAAGAAAGCCAGAAAUUCAACCGGUCGACAAUGCAUUCAACUCAUCAUUGUUCUUCUCAAAAAUGUGUGGAAAUCGACAGAGAUGGUCGGUCGACAGUUGUAGCAAAUGGAAAUUCGAACGUGCCUGAAUCGGCCAAAAGCUCCACUGUUAGUCAGCCGUGAGUUUUUUGGAGUUUGUGAUAGAAGUGUGGGAGUUUUAAUGUUAGGUUUGUGGUAAUAUGAUACGGAACAUUACGAAUUAUCGAAAUUGCAAUUUUUUUGGAAUUUUAAAUUUUUUAAGCUUAAAAAAUGGUGUAAAAAGCCCUGUUUUUCAAGCGGAAUCGAACUUUUUUGGAUUUUCGACUUUUCAAAUAAGUAUAACUUUUUUGUAAAGUAAGGUAAAAGUUUUGUUUUUUUAGCAGUGACAACACUUUUUUUUGUUUAACUAAGCCUAUGUUUCGAAUUUUAAAAUUUUAAAAAUUUUUAAAAAAGUUUUCUUACUGUAGGAUUGCUGUAAUGUACAUUUUGACCUUAUUCUAAUUGUGCCUUACGUUAGAUCUUCCUUUCCCUAGUUCUACAAGACAUAUCCUACCCUAGACCUACCGUACUCUAGAGUCUAGACCUACUUUACCCUACCUCAUUCUAUUCUACAAUACACUACCUUACCUUACGACACUCUAGGCUUCUUCUUUAUAUUAGUAAUUGAAUACCUCAAAGCAAACCAAUAAAUAAUCGAUUGCAGUUUCAGCCGCUGUAACUCGCAUCGGAAGUGGCGGACCCAUCUGAUGUCACGGCACAAGUACUUGAUUGUCAUUGGAAGUGUCCUUUUUGUUGACAUAUUGUUCUUGUUUCCGUAUUCGGGAAUUCAACUUGUCGCCUUUCUUCAAAUCAACAAGUUACUCGACUUGUCCCCAAAGUCGAGUCUUAUUCGCUAUGGCUUUCAGGUAGGGGUAGAUUUUGAUUUUUUUUUAAAUCGGUGGGGUAAUUAAGAGCUAGAAUAAAAUCUAGGGUAGGGAUUGAGCUGGGGCUGGGGCUAUAUUUAAAUUUUAAAUAAAAUUCAAAAUGGCCAUAUCUUUUUUUUCAGAUUCUGAUAGGAAUCCACUCAGUGUGCCAGCCUUUAUGCUACUUCAGAAUGAACGAAUUCAGAAGGCUAGCCUGUUGUUGUGCUCAGCCUAAGAUCUCCAGAUCCAAGUCUUUCAGUCAGUCCAAAGAAGGAUUGGCAUCUAAUGAUGAGGAAACAAACACUCCAUUACAAACCAAUCCAAGACAACAUCACUAUCAGGCACGCUAUCUUACACCGCCCGCUUUGCGGCGGUCUUGAUGGUUUUAAUUGUUUGCUGUGCUUUUUUUUACAUGGUUACUUUCCUAUCUAUGUAGUAAUUUUUAUAAUUUUUACAACCUACCCUACCCUACCCUACCCUACCCUACCCUACCCUACCCUACCCUACCCUACCCUACCCUACCCUACCCUACCCUACCCUACCCUACCCUACCCUACCCUACCCCCACCCUACCCUACCCUACCCUACCCUACCCUACCCUACCCCCACCCUACCCUACCCUACCCUACCCUACCCUACCCUACCCUACCCUACCCUACCCUACCCUACCCUACCUACCCUACCCACCCUAAUUUACCCUACUCUACUUUACCCUACCCUACCAUACCCUACCCUACCCUACCCUAUUCUACCUACCCUACCCUACCCACCCUACUUUACCCUACCCCUCUACACAACUUUGUGUUACCCUAAUUCCAUUAUACAAUGUUCUACUACACCUUUAAUCUAGCCUUAACAUUAGCUUUAAUGCUCUAAGCUUCUAGCCUUGUUGACAGGAUGUAUAAUAUAAAAUACCAAAAGUGUACUAUUCAUAUAAGUUUCAGACAAGUUUAUUUGCUUUUCAAACGUGUACAUACCUAUAUUUACGUGUUUUUCUUAAUAGUUUUUAUUGUAUAACUGAAACCUUUGUAAAUACUUGUAUGUUGAGAAUGAAAUGUGAUGAUACUGUUAUAUAACAUGCUAUACAAGAUAAUAAAAACUAACAUUAUUAGAUGGUUCUUUUUUGUGAUAUUGUUGUGGUUAAUGACUGUAUGCCUUUGUGUAUCAUGCCAGUUAAGAAAAAAUUUUCGUAAAAUUUGUGAAUUUUUAAUUUUUAAAGCUUUUGGCUUACUGUAAUAUUAAUAUAAAUAUUAUAGCCUAGUAUAACACAUAUUACACGCUUAAUGUGGUAUAUUAUACUAGUUGCUUUAAAGCUGUAAUAGCUUUAUUUUGGUUUUUUUUUGUAAAAUACGAAAUGAUAUUAUAGUUUACUGUUAUCAAUUUAGCCGAAACAACACAAGAUAAGCAGUGGCUCUAACACGGAUCCUAUCAACAAACGUCUUCGUCAUCAUCAUCAACAUCAGAAAGAGCAUCAGAGUGUGGGGCCAGUGCGUCGGCUGUCAAGACUUAUUAGCCAAAGUCUCCUGGAUUCGGAAACAGAAUCCGACUGUGGUUGCACUGACAGCGCACCGGAUUUGAUACUUCCGGCUGUCACUGUCAUCGUUCCUAAUGAGCAGGUACUUUAAAAUAAAAUUAGGAAAGGUCAGAAAUUUGUUAAAAAUGGGUUUUUUAACGUUUAGGUAACAUAACACAUAUUUUUGACACUUAGGUAACAAAAAAAUGUAUUUUUAUUGUUUAGUUAACAUUAAUUUUUUUUAUAAUUUAGGUAAUAAUAAAUUGUACUUUUUAAUUUGGGCAACAUCAAACAUAGGUUUGAGUUUUAGGUAACAAAAAAUUUUAUUUUUUUUAAUUUUAGGUAACAAAAAAGACUUUGUAUACUAAAAGCAGGGAUGAGAAAUAGUUCGGGCGCACUUUUGAGAAUCAGCCCGUUUUCAUUUUUUUUUCUCAGAGUGGCCUAGCUUAACUGUCAAGCCAGGCUAGGCCGAGCCGGGCCUACACAGCCAGUUUCUCACUGCUAUCUAAAAGUAGCCAAAUAUUGAUAAAACGUGUCUUCUGAAGUAUAGAAAAAUCAAAUUCAAAGUUUUUACUAGAUUAUUUUAGAUUGAAGAUCCAGAGCUUCCUCAUACUCCAACAGAAAGUGAGCUUGAACACAUUCUGGACUGCGGACUAGGCUCACCUUUCCUCGAAACCAAUUGGAACCGCGUGGUUGGAGCUAGUCUUCGUUUCAGAGGCAAUUUCCCUGUAGGUUCUAUGUUGUAUUUUAGUUCGUUUCGCUAGAUUUCAGGCUUAAUUUUACUAUAUAUUAGGCUUAAAAAUUAAAAACUUUAGAAAAUUUGUAAUUUUUAGUUUUUGAAAUAUAAAAAAGUGAGAAAUAAGUUAAAAAUAAUCUUAGGAUGAUGAGCAAGCCCGUCACAAACUAAGCACGUUGUCUGAUAUGCGAUCGUCAACUUGUUUUGAGAGAGAAUCGUUUUGCUUGCCAAGCGAUUGCGAAGACAAUGAUGACAAUGACCAUGAAAAUGUAUCCAGAAGAAGCUCUCACAGGCCAUAA
This is a messenger RNA of Bursaphelenchus okinawaensis, 8959 nucleotides long. The record is from the annotation of a GenBank genome assembly. Lineage: Eukaryota; Metazoa; Nematoda; Chromadorea; Rhabditida; Aphelenchoididae.